GAUGAAGACAAAGAAGAAUAUGUAUCAGAGUGUAUGUUCGAAGGGAGGAAGUGUUUACUCUUACUGGCAUGGGAGGAAAAUUCUUAUAUUUUCAUUUUAUUUGAGUCCACAGCGAGUAUAUUUUAUUAAUUAGUCAUUUUAUUUUGUUAUCAUGACAUAUUGUUUGCAACCCAUUUGUUAGGCCGAGCUCUUGCAGGUGAAAGUAUGAAGAAAAUCCUCGCACAAAAGUUUUACUGGACGGUGUAACCCGGGACGUGUGCGUGUCCGCCUCUGCGAGAUGAUGUGCCCGUGUGAAGGAAACUAAGUGAUCGUGUGUUUGUGCAGCGCGUGGAUGGGGGAUUUAGGUGACGAGUGACUUUAAUCACUUCUUGUCUUCGUGUAUUUCACUAAAUAGCCCGGAGUGGCAAGAUCAUGAAUUGAUCCCUAUUCAGCCAAUUACUGAUAGCAAUUCAGAUUACGAGUAUAUUUCUUUUGCGUAAGGGGACCAGAUAAUAGACCAGUACGAGCCCGAGGCCGGGCCUGAUGCCCUUUUCUGUAAAUUGAGCAAACGAACCCAAAACAUACUUCUUAAGAGCUUUCGGGCAGAAUUUCGAUUAAUAUAAUGAGAUAUAUAUUAUAAAGAAUGAAAGAAAAACGGUAAAAGAAGGUGUAUUAUAUUUUAUUUUACUACUUUUAUGACAUUCUAACAAUCAGUGGAAGCGUUGGAUGAAGAAGCAUCAGAAGCAGAUGACAUAAUGCUAAAACGGAUUAUUGAGGUGACCUAAACACUGUUUAUUUAACUGCUACUGCUAAACAAAGAUGACACCAUUUGUAUUAAAAAUACAUCCAAGUUUUUAGAAUCAUGCGUUCGGCAUGUGUGCGUGCGUGCGUAACACGCGCCAACAAACAUACCUCGCGAGCUGCCUUUUUGCUCCGUGCGCUCACGGGGAGUCUGCGCUCACGUGCAGUUGCGUCAAUUUGCUUGAUUUCCUUGUUCUCCCUCCACCUCUAAAGUCCGUCAUUAACGGGAUUAAACAGCUGCAAUUUCGGAGAGACUGAACUGGAGGGUUAGAGGCGAUGUUUCCCCGUCUCCUCACGUGAUUGGAUCAUCGGAAGAUGAUGUCAGACGACCGCAUGCGCGCCGGAUUGGACCGAGAGGAGUAAACAAAGCCGCGAGGAGGAGGAGGAGGAGGAGGAGAGGUCUGCACAUCUCCAGACAGUUCGACCGGCACACCAAAUCCGACUUUACGCACAGGAGGGGGCGGCCCCGGUGGCGCGUACUUGUCUGCUUAAGUCUGAAAGUUACAUCGAAGGUUCCACUUUCAGCGCUGAUGCGUUAAAAAAUACUUUUGGAGCUAAAGGGAAACACGCCAUCGCAUUUCAAUCCGGACGCGUGGCGGACGGCUCCGUUUGAGUAAGCGACUUAUUCCCUAAAAUCACCACGCAACUGUUCUUGAUCAGGCUUCGAAGAAAUCCCUCGUGUCCGCUCCGCGUUAGUGUUGCUCUUCUGCGCGCAAAUGCAAUCUUGAGAAAACCCCCACAAGUUAAGUUACAUCCAAACCAGAUACGCACCGGCCAUGCAACCCGGACGUUUGAAGUCAGUCUGACUCCCGUUGAUUCAGGCUUCGUGUUCGCAGCAUGGUCCGAUAAUUGGACGAGACAGAAAGAGAUUAAAAGUAAGAAAAGGAGCGCUAGGCAGACAUUUGGAGCAGUUUGAGUGUGUUGCGGGGACAUCCGCCUCUCACGUCCAGGUGUCCCGCCCGGCGGCGCGGAGUCUCCAGCUCGGGCCGGCGGCGCUGACAUGCUGCCCAAAGUCGAUACUGAAUCCCUGGGACUCAGUCGAUCGUAUGGAGAACAACGGCGCGUGCCAAGGAAUAUGCAAGCCCACCAGUUAAAAAUGAUGGACUACACCUAUGACGAAGAUUUGGACGAGAUGUGCCCCGUGUGCGGAGACAAGGUUUCAGGGUAUCACUACGGACUACUGACCUGCGAGAGCUGCAAGGGCUUCUUCAAGCGCACCGUCCAGAACAACAAGCGCUACACAUGUAUAGAGAACCAGAGCUGCCAGAUCGACAAGACCCAGAGGAAGCGCUGCCCGUACUGCCGCUUCCAAAAGUGCCUCACCGUUGGCAUGAAGCUAGAAGCUGUGCGGGCGGACCGCAUGCGCGGCGGUCGCAACAAGUUUGGCCCGAUGUACAAACGUGACCGAGCCCUCAAGCAGCAGAAGAAGGCGUUGAUCCGAGCCAACGGGCUGAAGAUCGAGGCCAUGACUCAGGUGAUGCAAGCCGUGCCCACAGACCUCACCAUCUCCUCGGCCAUCCAGAACAUCCACUCGGCGGCGUCCAAAGGCCUUCCGCUGAGCCACCACCCGGGCCACCACGCGGGUCACCACCACCACCACCACCACCACCACCACGCCAACGCCCUGCCCCCCACAGACUACGACCGCAGUCCGUUUGUCACUUCGCCGGUCAGCAUGGCGAUGCCGCCGCACGCCGGCAGCCUGCAGGGCUACCAGGCGGCCUACGGACACUUCCAGGGCACGCGCACCAUCAAGUCCGAGUACCCAGACCCGUACACCAGCUCGCCGGAGUCCAUCAUGGGCUACGCCUACGUCGACGCCUACCAGACGGGCUCGCCGCCCAGCUUCCCUCACUUGAUCGUGGAGCUGCUCAAGUGCGAGCCAGACGAGCCACAGGUUCAGGCCAAGAUCAUGGCGUACCUGCAGCAGGAGCAAGCCAGUCGGGGCAAGCACGAGAAGCUCAACACCUUCGGCCUCAUGUGCAAGAUGGCCGACCAGACGCUCUUCUCCAUCGUGGAGUGGGCCCGCAGCAGCAUCUUCUUUCGAGAACUCAAGGUGGAUGACCAGAUGAAGCUGCUGCAGAACUGCUGGAGCGAACUACUCAUCCUCGACCACGUCUUCCGGCAGGUGAUGCACGCCAAGGAGGGCUCCAUCCUAUUGGUCACUGGCCAGCAGGUGGACUAUUCAGUGAUUGCGUCACAGGCGGGAGCCACCCUCAACAACCUGCUGAGCCACGCCCAAGAACUGGUGGCCAAGCUACGCUCGCUGCAGAUUGACCAACGGGAGUUUGUCUGCCUCAAGUUCCUGGUGCUCUUCAGCCUCGAUGUGAAGAACCUGGAGAACUUCCACCUGGUAGAAAGUGUCCAGGAGCAGGUCAACGCGGCGCUGUUGGACUACGUCAUGUGCAACUACCCGCAGCAAACAGACAAGUUUGGCCAGCUGCUCCUCCGGCUGCCGGAGAUCCGAGCCAUCAGCCUGCAGGCCGAAGAAUACCUUUACUACAAACACCUGAAUGGCGACGUGCCCUGCAACAAUCUGCUCAUUGAAAUGCUUCACGCCAAGAGAGCUUAGGAGGGGACAGCGCUGCUGCCCACGACGCAGCUGUGCACACAUCCUGAGUUUUACCGCAGCCCCAAAAAACUCCAAACAACUGAACCUCCGGCUCAGACUUGACUGAGUGAUGAGCUGGCGGAUGGAGAGCAGAGAUCAACUCGUGUCCACGUUAAGGUCGUUUUGAGUUUUUCAAGUUACACUUUGGAUUACGGAUUUGGACAAACGCACAUGCGCAGGGACAGAUCCUGCGCGUACACACAGACGGACAAUGGAUCCCUCAAUUCACACAAAAAAAAGAAAAGAAAAGAAAAAGGUCUGAAAGAACAGCCACAUCUUCUCAACCACACACAAAAAGACAAUACUGGAAGAAAAGGAAAAAAAAAAACAC
Pungitius pungitius (ninespine stickleback) is the source of this 3722-nucleotide messenger RNA. It is a transcript of the gene nr5a2, whose product is annotated as nuclear receptor subfamily 5, group A, member 2. The record is from RefSeq and is a predicted model, not a curated record. The transcript is spliced from 8 exons. Lineage: Eukaryota; Metazoa; Chordata; Actinopteri; Perciformes; Gasterosteidae. The coding region runs from base 1781 to 3352 and encodes 523 amino acids. Gene Ontology annotation, molecular function: nuclear receptor activity; zinc ion binding; RNA polymerase II cis-regulatory region sequence-specific DNA binding. Gene Ontology annotation, cellular component: RNA polymerase II transcription regulator complex. Gene Ontology annotation, biological process: tissue development; hormone-mediated signaling pathway; regulation of transcription by RNA polymerase II.